Messenger RNA from Ilex paraguariensis (yerba mate), 1089 nucleotides. Lineage: Eukaryota; Viridiplantae; Streptophyta; Magnoliopsida; Aquifoliales; Aquifoliaceae. The record is from the annotation of a GenBank genome assembly.
CUGGAAAAGAGAGUCAACAAAUGUGAGUCUUUGACAACAAUUCCUUCAGCAACAGUACUCAACAAAUAAAAACACCUAUCACUUAUAACCCUCCCUUAUAUAUAUAUGCACAUGCAUGCAUGCAUGCAUGUGUGAGAGGUCGUUAAGUAUCUGAAUCACCUAUACUGAUACACACACACAGCUUACAUGGAAAAACUCCCACCAGGCCCCAUUGGCUUCCCUCUCAUUGGUAACCUUUUCGAUGUUGGUCCCAAACCCUACGAGUCUUUAGCAAAGCUGGCCAAGAAGCAUGGCCCUCUCAUGACUAUCCGGUUAGGCUGCGUAACUAGCGUCGUGGCUUCUUCACCGGAGAUGGCUAGAGAGAUCCUGCAGAAGAACGAUGAGGCCUGCUCUGGUCGGACCAUCCCCGACGCUGUCACAGUACUUGAACAUUACGAUCUUGCAGUAUUGUGGAUGUCUGCAGGAGAAGAAUGGCGACUCAUCCGUAAAGCAUUGAACAUAUACUUGACCCACCCUCAAAAGCUAGAGUCACUGCAAGGCCUUCGACACAUAGUUGUAAAAGAGAUGCUUCAAUAUGUUAAUCAGGCUAGCCAAAAAGGAGAAGCUGUGGAAAUCCGCAAGUUAGCCUUCACUACAGCUAAAAAUCAAAUGUCUAACACAUGCAUAUCGGAGAACGUAGCCGAGUUUGGGUCCCUAGAUGUACUAGGGUUUCAAAAUGCAGUGAAGACUGUCAUGGAUGUUGCUGGCAAGUUCAACAUCGCCGACAUUUUCCCAUGGCUUAAACCUUUUGACCUUCAAGGCAUAAGGAGCAAAUCCAAGGCUGCUUAUGGUUGGCUCGAUACAGUUUCACAAAAUUUCAUAGAUCAGCGUCUACAACACAGGAAGUCUUACCUGCCACGACAUGGUGAUCUCCUAGAUUCAAUCCUUGACUUCAGUCAAGCAAAUGAAUCUGAGUUCAACUGCUCACAUAUCAAAAUCCUACUAGUGGUAUGCUCUCUCUCUCUCUCUCUCUCUCACACACACACACGUGCAGGCACUCUUGCACACACACAAGCAUACAUCAAGAUACAAUGUACACACUAUCUUUGA